Messenger RNA from Amorphotheca resinae ATCC 22711, 1759 nucleotides. RefSeq lists its product as hypothetical. NCBI's taxonomy places the organism in Eukaryota, Fungi, Ascomycota, Leotiomycetes, Helotiales, Amorphothecaceae. Gene Ontology annotation, biological process: 'de novo' AMP biosynthetic process. Gene Ontology annotation, cellular component: cytosol. The transcript has 17 exons. The record is from RefSeq and is a predicted model, not a curated record. Bases 1 to 1455 code for a protein of 484 amino acids. Gene Ontology annotation, molecular function: N6-(1,2-dicarboxyethyl)AMP AMP-lyase (fumarate-forming) activity; (S)-2-(5-amino-1-(5-phospho-D-ribosyl)imidazole-4-carboxamido) succinate lyase (fumarate-forming) activity.
AUGUCAGGCAACGACACUUACCAGACUCCGCUUGCUUCGCGCUAUGCAAGCACCGAGAUGAAGACGAUCUUUAGCGCAAGAACCAGGGCUUCGACUUGGAGACAGUUGUGGAUUUGGCUUGCCGAGGGCGAGAAGGAGUUAGGGAUCGAUAUUAGCGAUGAGGCAAUUCGGCAGAUGAAGGAGCAUGUCGUGAUGACGGAUGAAGAUUUCAAAGUUGCUGCAGAGGAAGAGCGAAAGAGGAGACACGACGUCAUGGCUCAUGUGUAUGCCUUUGGUCAGGUGGCACCUGCAGCUGCCGGCAUUAUCCACUAUGGUGCAACCUCCUGCUAUUGUACCGACAAUGCGGACCUCAUCUUCCAGAGAGAUGCGCUUGACCUCUUGUUGCCAAAGCUAGCCAUAAUCAUUCACAAGCUGUCGAAAUUUGCACUUGAAUGGAAGGAUACUCCUACGCUGGGUUACACGCACUUUCAACCAGCUCAAUUGAUUACCGUGGGCCGUAGAGUUGCACAAUGGAUCGCGGACUUACUUAUGGACCUGGACGAUAUUAGCAAGGUUCGGGCAGACAUCCGAUACCGAGGCGCUCAAGGAACCACAGGUACCCAGGCCAGCUUCCUGGAGAUUUUCGAGGGCGAUGGGGCAAAGGUCGAUAAGCUCAACGAAAUUCUCUGCGAGAAAGCCGGCUUCCCUAGCUGCUACCCAAUUUCUACCCAGACGUAUACAAGAAAGGUGGAUCUAAGAAUUGCUAAUGCGCUUUCCGCGUUUGGCGCUACUGUCCAAAAGAUCUCGAGUGACAUCCGACAUUUGGCCCAUCUUAAAGAAAUAGAGGAACCUUUUGAGAAAGACCAGAUCGGAUCUAGUGCAAUGGCGUACAAGCGCAAUCCGAUGCGGUCUGAGAGAAUUGCUGGUCUCGGCAGACACCUCUCCAACCUUAACAAGAAUGCCAACGACACUUACGCUGCUCAGUGGUUUGAGCGUACGCUUGAUGACUCGGCCAUCCGACGAAUUACUAUUCCUGAGAUGUUUCUCUCCGCAGACGCUAUCUGCAUGACUCUGGACAAUGUUGUCUCUGGGCUCGUUGUCUACCCUCAACGCAUCCAUUCCCGCCUUAUGGAGGAGUUGCCAUUCAUGGCGACUGAAGUUAUCAUCAUGAGACUGGUUGCCUUAGGAAGAAGCAGACAGGACGCCCAUGAGGAAAUUCGUGUUCUCUCUCACCAAGCCUCCGACGUAGUGAAGAAGGAAGGUGGAAAAAACGACCUUAUCGAGAGGAUUAAGAAGACAGAAUUCUUCUCCCCAAUCUGGGCCGAUCUCGACAACCUUUUAGACCCGAAGAACUUUAUUGGAAGAUGUCCGGAGCAAGUCCAGCGAUUUGCCGGUCCAGGCGGAGAAGUUGAAGCUGCUCUCAAACCUUUCCGCAAGCAUAUCGAAUCUAGCAAGGCCGUAGAGCUCUCUGUUUAAGAAAGAGCUAUCAAUAUUAUAGUCCUUGGCCAAUAGAUAGCUUGGAUUUCUUACUGGAUAGCGCAAUGGGUGGUGUUAUUGGCGUUUCUACGCGCUGCUUUUAUUUGAUGCAUUACAUCACAAAAAGUUACGAAAAGUACUUCAUUCUUGUUGCCUUGCCGGUUUCAAAGUGGACUCCGUGAUCUGAUCCUUAGUAUUGAAUUCCCUGGAUCUAGAGUUUUGAAGAUGGUCAACGACAACUGCAAGAAGAGCAAGAAGCUCGAGAUAUUUGUCUGAACACUUGUUAAUGAUGAAUUAAUUUCCU